This is a messenger RNA of Drosophila obscura, 1031 nucleotides long. RefSeq lists its product as uncharacterized. Bases 87 to 863 code for a protein of 258 amino acids. The record is from RefSeq and is a predicted model, not a curated record. NCBI's taxonomy places the organism in Eukaryota, Metazoa, Arthropoda, Insecta, Diptera, Drosophilidae. The transcript has 5 exons.
AAACGAAUCCAUUUGAUAACCACACAAAUGAUCAAGAAAGCAAAAGACUCUCUUAUGGGUCCGACUUAAGCUGGAAACAAUUCGAAAUGGCUGGACACCGAGUACUCCUGGUGAUGGUUGUGGUAUAUCCACUCAUUAAUGGAGAAUUAAAUAACAGACAAUUGGAAACGGACGGAAAUACGAGUAUAUCCACCGACAUCACAGCUGCUGCAUCCAUUGUUCCUGCACCUAUAACUAUAUCGACGAUCAACAAAACUACAAUAUCAGAAGAUGUUAGCUGGAGUACUGCAUCACCAAAGAUUCCCCAGAAAGCAGAGGCAAACCGAUCCGCAGUAACGCGAAAGAAUGUAGCUAAAAUCAAGAAACGCAGUUCAUUCUUAAUCAAGGCAGAGCAGUACAAGUACGCACAUCUGCGACAUGUGAAACGAUGCCCCAAAGUGGCAUUCACAAAUCCAAUCGAUGUACCAAAGAUAUUGGGAUUUUGGUAUGCCUACGCCACGACUCCAAUGGCCCACCCUUUAUUUCGGCUGGAAUGCAGCUCCUACGAUGCUUCUAAUUACAAUUUCACCAACAUCAUCUUGACCACGGACUAUAUUAAUUUUGCCGUACUGUUUUACUGCAUUCCCAAUAAAAAGAAAAGAAGAUUUGAUAUUACCAUACGGGUACUUACCCGCAAUUCAUCACCAACACAGUUAGUCAUUAGGACUAUAAAAGGGACUCUGACGAGAUUCCACAUAGACGUAAAUAUUCUUGUGUGGCUACAGCACAAAGCCUACUGCUUUGAAUGGUUCAUAAGGUCAAAUCACGACAGAAGACGGCACUACCGAUAUUUGGCCCCAUACAAUCGAUGGAAUGCUCAUUGAAGAUGACGACGAUAACGAUGUCGAUGACAGCAUGAAUUAAUUGCAUAACUGUCGCUAAUUGUUACAACAUAAUAAAUGGGUGGCAUGGAUCGGGGAAUGAUGUGAGGGAAAUCGUAUAACUUAAUUAGAUUUUGGGCAGGCCCACUAAAAUCAAUUACCAGCGACAGU